Molecule: messenger RNA, 5347 nt
Organism: Salmo salar (Atlantic salmon)
Lineage: Eukaryota; Metazoa; Chordata; Actinopteri; Salmoniformes; Salmonidae
Product: neuronal membrane glycoprotein M6-b
Biological process (GO): central nervous system myelination; axon development
Cellular component (GO): myelin sheath; plasma membrane
Molecular function (GO): structural constituent of myelin sheath
Source: RefSeq, a predicted model, not a curated record
CCAUAGCUACCCAGUCUGAGUGCCCAAACAGUCAGUCAGUGCAAAUAAAGCAGACCUAGAAUAUUUCCUGGGAAAGGAGGAUUUCAAGUGAUGUAUGGUGGAGCAUAAGGUUAGCUGGCAGCGUUGUUUCUGGAGCUGUGCUUUAGUCAGUCGGGGCAGCACGAGAGAGGGAGAGAGAGAGAGAGGAAGAGAGGAAGAGAGAAAGAGAGGAAGAGAAGAGCGAGCGAGCGAGGGAGAUAUAGGAGAGAAUUCUGCUGAAAGGAAGCAUUUUUAGUGGAUGGGAUAAAACACAACCAUGGAAACUACAUCAGAAGAGAACCGAGAGCAGAGCCAGGAGGAAAAAGGUACCAGAAUCAACAGUUGCUUCGAGUGCUGCAUCAAGUGUCUGGGCGGGGUGCCGUAUGCAUCGCUGGUGGCCACCAUCCUAUGUUUCUCUGGCGUGGCCCUGUUCUGUGGCUGCGGCCAUGUGGCCCUCACCGGCACCCUCACCAUCCUGGAGAACCACUUCUCCAAAGUCACCUCUGACCACGCCAUGCUGACCGACGUAAUACAGCUGAUGCAGUACGUCAUCUAUGGCAUCGCCUCCUUCUUCUUCCUCUACGGAAUCAUCCUGCUGGCCGAGGGCUUCUACACCACCAGCGCUGUGAAGGAGCUGCACAGCGAGUUCAAGACCACCAUUUGCGGACGCUGUAUUAGUGGCAUGUUUGUGUUCCUGACCUACAUCCUGGGUAUCGCCUGGCUGGGUGUGUUUGGUUUCUCCGCCGUGCCCGUCUUCCUCUUCUACAACAUGUGGUCCACCUGCACCGCCAUGAGGUCACCUGUGGCUAACCUCACCAACGUGGACACCAUCUGUGUCGACAUCCGUCAGUACGGUAUCAUCCCCUGGAACGCAGCGCCAGGCAAGGCUUGUGGGUCCACACUUGGAGACAUCUGUAAUACCAGUGAGUUCUACCUGUCCUACCACCUGUACAUCAUAGCAUGUGCUGGAGCCGGGGCCACCGUCAUUGCUCUGAUCCACUUCCUCAUGAUUCUCUCAGCAAACUGGGCCUACCUAAAGGAUGCCAGUCGCAUGCAUGCCUACCAAGACAUCAAACUGAAGGAAGAGCAGGAGCUGCACGACAUCACGUCUCGUUCAAAGGAAUGCCUCAAUUCCUACACAUAAGGAUUACGCCCUGGUCCACACUCGCACCUCUAUGGUCACACACACACACACACACACACACACACACACACACACACACACACACACACACACACACACACACACACACACACACACACACACACACACACACACACACCCGUCCCCCCGUCCCCCCGUCCAUCUCAGGCGGUCUGACCAAGAGAACACUCUUCUCCCAUAACCUGCCAGCUGCCCUCAUUCAGUGCAGUACCAACACGGCUCCUAACAAACUAAUGCAUGUCUCUCCCUACAACUAACUGAUCAAGAUGUCUGUGUCAGAACCUCUGUUUUGUGUUUCGUGUGUGAAUAUACUUUUGUUUUUAUUUUUCAAAUUUUUCAUAGGAUUUUUUUGUAGCUAUUAUUAUUUUUAUUAUUUUUAUUUUUUUCUAACCAGUGAUUGCUGGUGAACUUGAAACAUUGCACUAUUCUAAGACAUGAAGGAAAUAAAUAGUUAAACUUGUUUUAGAGUGUUCUGUUAUGAUUCUGGUCUGACUGUCGGCCAUUAUGAAGAGCAAAGAGCAGGAAGUUCUUGUCAGCGAGAAGAGAAUCCGUUUUUAUAUUUUUAUCAAAGAUGCAGUUUUGAUUACACCUCAUAGCACAACAUGAAACGCCUUACAACAUCACAGAUAUAUAAAAGUGAUGCAAUGUGCUGUUGCUAAUUGCAAACAAGUUUGGUCCUCCUGGCUCUGAAUGAAGAGCAUAUGAAGAGGAAGAAUGUGAAGGCAAAACAACAUUCUAUUGUGCAACAGAACAUGCAUGUGUUGGCUUCUUUGACAAAGUGUUUACGUUACCCCUCUGCCCAUUUGAAACUGUUAGGAUUUAGAAGACUUUUCUCUUGCUAGUAGUUUGAGUUAAAAUAGGUAUGAUCAUUCUGAUUCUAGAAUUUCAUAAGUUACAUUCAUCACGUACAUUCCAAAUAAAAUGUUACUAUUUUAAUUGAAACGGUAAUAAUGAUGUAAAAUCCUAAUUCCCUAAAAGAGGAACUACCUCAUGCCUAAGCAGGUACACUUACUGAACAUGCACAGGUAUUUUAACUGAGAUAUCCACUUGCCCAUGUAAAUGUAACCAGGUAUUUUAACUGAGAUAUCCACUUGCCCAUGUAAAUGUAACCAGGUAUUUUAGCUGAGAUAUCCACUUGCCCAUGUAACUGUAACCAGGUAUUUUAACUGAGAUAAUCACUUGCACAUGUAACUGUAACCAGGUAUUUUAGCUGAGAUAUCCACUUGCCCAUGUAACUGUAACCAGGUAUUUUAACUGAGAUAAUCACUUGCCCAUGUAACUGUAACCAGGUAUUUUAACUGAGAUAACCACUUGCCCAUGUAACUGUAACCAGGUAUUUUAGCUGAGAUAACCACUUGCCCAUGUAACUGAAACCAGGUAUUUUAGCUGAGAUAUCCACUUGCCCAUGUAACUGUAACCAGGUAUUUUAACUGAGAUAAUCACUUGCCCAUGUAACUGUAACCAGGUAUUUUAACUGAGAUAAUCACUUGCCCAUGUAACUGUAACCAGGUAUUUUAACUGAGAUAACCACUUGCCCAUGUAACUGUAACCAGGUAUUUUAACUGAGAUAACCACUUGCCCAUGUAACUGUAACCAGGUAUUUUAACUGAGAUAACCACUUGCCCAUGUAACUGUAACCAGGUAUUUUAACUGAGAUAACCACUUGCCCAUGUAACUGUAACCAGGUAUUUUAACUGAGAUAACCACUUGCCCAUGUAACUGUAACCAGGUAUUUUAACUGAGAUAAUCACUUGCCCAUGUAACUGUAACCAGGGAUUUUAACUGAGAUAACCACUUGCCCAUGUAACUGUAACCAGGUAUUUUAACUGAGAUAACCACUUGCCCAUGUAACUGUAACCAGGUAUUUUAACUGAGAUAAUCACUUCCCCAUGUAACUGUAACCAGGUAUUUUAACUGAAAUAAUCACUUGCCCAUGUAACUGUAACCAGGGAUUUUAACUGAGAUAACCACUUGCCCAUGUAACUGUAACCAGGUAUUUUAACUGAGAUAACCACUUGCCCAUGUAACUGUAACCAGGUAUUUUAACUGAGAUAACCACUUGCCCAUGUAACUGUAACCAGGUAUUUUAACUGAGAUAACCACUUGCCCAUGUAACUGUAACCAGGUAUUUUAACUGAGAUAAUCACUUGCCCAUGUAACUGUAACCAGGUAUUUUAACUGAGAUAAUCACUUGCCCAUGUAACUGUAACCAGGUAUUUUAACUGAGAUAACCACUUGCCCAUGUAACUGUAACCAGGUAUUUUAACUGAGAUAAUCACUUGCCCAUGUAACUGUAACCAGGUAUUUUAACUGAGAUAAUCACUUGCCCAUGUAACUGUAACCAGGUAUUUUAACUGAGAUAAUCACUUGCCCAUGUAACUGUAACCAGGUAUUUUAACUGAGAUAAUCACUUGCCCAUGUAACUGUAACCAGGUAUUUUAGCUGAGAUAUCCACUUGCCCAUGUAACUGUAACCAGGUAUUUUAGCUGAGAUAAUCACUUGCCCAUGUAACUGUAACCAGGUAUUUUAGCUGAGAUAAUCACUUGCCCAUGUAACUGUAACCAAACCUGUGGUGGUUGGGGCUUUUAAUUCUAGUUAUUUUAGGAGGAAUCCUUUACACUUUUAGUCCUUAAACUUUGAGUCCUUACACCAUUAGUCCUUACACCAUUAGUCCUUACAAUUUUAGUUUAUUUAGUUUUUAUUUAUUUUACUCUGGCAAGUGAAUGGUGCCAAUAAGAAUUAUACAGUUAGACUGACCAAAAUAUUUAAUCUUAAUACAUGGCCAUUGUGUGAUGCCAUGAUUAAUAAUUAGUAUCGUUUUAGUUUUUCAAAUGCAGCAUUUUUAUAGACAGUCUAUGUAUCAUUUAAAAUAUCUUGAUUAAUGUCUUCGUGAGAUGAAAAAUAAUGUCAAAUUUGACUAUUAAACAUGAGGAUUGUAUACUACCUUGUUUCACAGAGGGGCUUGUAUGUCCAAUGUAUUGUUGGGAUGAAUAAAUUCUUCUUAUUGUAUAGUGUAUGAUCUUCCACAGUUCAUUCCAAAUUCCCAUGUGUGACUUGAAAUUCCCUUUUGCGAUUGUCAAAUCUUUAUCCCUAUAACUACAAGAUACAACAUGCUUACAUUUUACUUGGUUGAGAGAAAACUGGUGAUCUGAAACUAAAUGUUAAUGUGCUGUGCUUUGUUACCAUGGUAGACCUUGUGAUUUAGACAGUGCAAGUAAGAUGUGUGAACGUUAACCCUUCUACAUUCAAGCUGAGAUAACUCUGUGUCAGGGUGUUGAUCAUCAAAGACAAUGCUUGGAUGUGUACAAUUUAAAGAUGUUACAAAGUCAGGAGUUUUUUCUUUGGUAAUGUUUCAAUCUUGUUUUUUAUUGAACAUAUAAUCACUUAAAGAAGAAGAAAAAAAUGCUAAAUCUCUUGAAUUGUAUUUCAGUAUUGUUUUUUUAACGUGCAAUUGUUAAAAUUCUGACAUAAUUACUGAUGCAAUCUUAAUCUGUUAUUUAAAGGAGACUUACAGGAAUAUUGAUGUUUAUUCAUUAGUGCAUCAUUAAAGGAGAAACUGUUUCUGCAGUGAUACAGGUGAUGUGUAGUCAUUUGUACUGACAACUAUGGUAGGCAGUGUUUGCCGGUUUCGAGAGAACAAUUUAGUCCAGGCUAUUUCCACUGAAUGUCAUUGUAGUCCACGGUGUUUCUUAGUUCUGAAGUAUAUAAUUCCUCUAUAGUAUUUUCUAUUAGUGUCAAGGUCUUCCUUGGGAAUUUAUUUCAGGUGAUACUUAACUCGUCACAGUAUUCUGAAUAUUGAUCAUCACUCCUCACCCUACGAUUGAAAAUGCCAAUCUGACCAUGAAUGGAAUACGGUUCGGCGAAAGUUUAUAAGCCACUGUAUGUCUUGAUUGUUAUGUAAACAAAGUGGCCUCUGAAAUGUUCUACAACAGAUGCAAAAGGUUUGUAGUGGCCUGCAGGAAUAUGACUAUGAUGUGAAUUGAAUGACAUACCGUUCCAUCGUACAGUGCUUCCUGUGUAUAAUGUACCAAAAAAGAAUAGUAUGGCUACCAAUCAAACACCAGGAGGACACCAAACCAACGUCCUGUCUGGCUGGGAUCCCCUUUGACAUUUCUCUCUCUCUAAUUGUUUUUAUGAAAAUAAAAAAGACAAAUAUGUACUCCU